Paramecium sonneborni is the source of this 174-nucleotide messenger RNA. The record is from the annotation of a GenBank genome assembly. Lineage: Eukaryota; Ciliophora; Oligohymenophorea; Peniculida; Parameciidae.
AUGUGGCUUAGCUGUUUCAAGCACCUUAAUCUCAAGUGGUUCAAAGUGUUUUAAAUAAUGUGGGUUUAGAGCUUGAGGGAAUGGAGUAUAAUUAUUGAUAUAGAUAUUAAUUGGAGCGCAUUAUCUAGAGCUGAUUUGUCAACUUAAUUUUUGAAAAUUAAGGAAAAAGCUUGA